AUGGAGCUCGGCUCGAGACCUCGCAAAAGCUGCGCGAAGCCCUUAGCAAUACCUGCUCGUAGCUUGGUGAUGUCGCUACGAAGCUGGAAGAGAAGUUGCGAACGGGAAAAUCCACCAUCUCCCGGACCGUGGCCACCUCGUUCGCGAAAGACGGCCUACUUGGCGCGAGCUUUUUCUUCAAACGGGGAGAGGGCGACCGUGGCAACGCUGGCUUGGCUUUUCCCUACCAUUGCUCGUCAGCUUGUGCAAAAAAUCCCUGCCCUGGUGCCUUCCGUCAGAGAGGCUAUCGAUGCCGACCCGGACAUUCCCAAGAGAGCACUGAGGGACCAGUUCGAAAAGCUCAUCCUCCAUCCGCUUGGCCGCAUUCAGCGCACCACGGCAAUCGUGGUCAUUAUUGACGCUCUCGACGAAUGUGAUGGAGACAAGGACGUCAAGACUAUCAUCUCGCUGCUCGCACAAGCAAGCGUCGUACGCUCCGACAAGGCCGAAGUGCUAGCCGAGUUCCGAAAUGUCGUUGGCUCUAUUGUACUCCUUGCUCAGCCGCUCUCAGUACGGUCACUAGCACGACUUUUAAAUGCCGAAUGCGAAGACGUCCGCGCGCUGCUCAACUCUCUCCACUCCGUCCUUGAUAUCCCCUCAGUGGACGAUGCCCCAGUCAGGCUCUUUCACCUAUCCUUCCGCGACUUCCUGGUUGACCCGGCCAAGCGUACCAAGAAUGAGUUUUGGAUCGACGAGGCAGAAUAUCACAAGACGCUUACGGAAAGAUGCAUCCAACUGAUGGACCAAUGCCUGGGACAAGAUAUCUGCUGUUUAAAGGUGCCGGGAAUGCUGCGGUCAGAGCUCGACCAGCAGACUAUCAACGCCCACCUGCCGCCUGAAGUUCAAUACGCCUGUCAGUACUGGGUCCACCACCUAAAGGAAAGCGAACAUAAUAUAGAGGACGACGGCCCAGUCCACGCCUUUCUGACAAACCAUCUCCUUCACUGGCUUGAGGUUUUGGCUCUCCUGGGAAGGCUCUCUGAUGGGGUAUUGUUGAUAAGAACGCUUCUGCACGUUGCCCAGCUACAGCCGGAUACAGCUCCUAACUUUGUUGACUUCUUGAACGAUGCAGAAAAAAUUAUUCGCAGUCAUGGAGCGAUUAUGGAACGGGCUCCAUUACAGAUAUAUGGUUCUGCACUUGUCUUCAGUCCAACCUUUAGUGGGGUCAGAAAGCAGCAAUGGAAGAAGAGGCUAUCGUUUAUCAAAUCGGUCGCAGGUAUUAAUGACCACUGGGGUACGCUCCAACAGACGCUUGAGGGGCAUAGCGAUUCGGCUAGGGCGGUAGCGUUCUCACCGGAUGGCAAAACGCUUGCGUCAGGUUCGGACAAGACCAUCCGGCUCUGGGAUGCGGUCACGGGCACGCUCCAACAGACGCUCGAGGGGCAUAGCGAUUGGGUCAGGGCGGUAGCGUUCUCGUUAGUUGGGAACUCAGGCUUAGACGCCUCUAAAAACCAGGACUAG
Molecule: messenger RNA, 1500 nt
Organism: Chaetomium globosum CBS 148.51
Lineage: Eukaryota; Fungi; Ascomycota; Sordariomycetes; Sordariales; Chaetomiaceae
Exons: 4
Coding region: 1-1500 (499 amino acids)
Biological process (GO): negative regulation of transcription by RNA polymerase II
Cellular component (GO): nucleus; transcription repressor complex
Molecular function (GO): protein binding
Source: RefSeq, a predicted model, not a curated record